Molecule: messenger RNA, 769 nt
Organism: Syngnathus typhle (broad-nosed pipefish)
Lineage: Eukaryota; Metazoa; Chordata; Actinopteri; Syngnathiformes; Syngnathidae
Gene: pth4
Product: parathyroid hormone 4
Exons: 2
Coding region: 50-391 (113 amino acids)
Biological process (GO): bone mineralization; osteoblast development; adenylate cyclase-activating G protein-coupled receptor signaling pathway
Cellular component (GO): extracellular region
Molecular function (GO): hormone activity; peptide hormone receptor binding
Source: RefSeq, a predicted model, not a curated record
UUUUGGGGAGAUGAAUGUAAAUUGGAUCAUUGUUUUGUGUAACUAGAAAAUGCAGAUGUGUGACAUCCCUGUGCGGCGGCUGGUGGUCUUUGUGCUCCUGGUGCUGCUCCCCACCGGGCUGUGUGAGCAGAACCAGAGUCGCCGAGCGGUGGCCGAGCACCAGCUGCUGCACGACCGCGGUCGCAACAUCCAAAGCCUCAAGCGGCUCAUCUGGCUGUCGGGGGCCAUGGAGGGGCUGCACACGGCUCAGACGCGCUCGCUGGUGGCACCGGUGGCCCGGGAGGCCCCCGAGGACGAGGACGACCCUGACGUGGCCGCUCUGCUACGCCCGCUCCUCAGAUACUUCUUUCAGAGUCCUUACGGGACGCGCGCGGUCCAGCGAGAGGCCUGAACCCCUCGGCUCCGUCAAAACCUGACUCGUCGCUUCAAAAUGGAAUGCGGUAUAGUGGAUAUCAAAAGUCUACACACCCCUGUUCAAAGGCCAGGUUUUUGUGAUGUGAAAUAAAUGAGAUCAAGAUAAAUCAAUUCAAAAGUAUUUCCACCUCAAUCCCCAACAGAUGGGGGGGGAAGCAUUUAUAUUCAUUGCAGACAGUUUUGUAUGAACUAGCUACAAGUGGCACUUGAGUCAAAGUAUAAUGUAUCUAUGUAUUUACAAAAUGUAUGCGUUGUCUAUAUCAUGUGUUUCUCAGUCGAGUUUUAGCUGCAUGCGAAUGCUGUAAACAAGACCUUCAGUGUGGAAAUAGGCCAUCCUUUGUCAUCUGUUGUCACG